ACGAGGAGGAGAGAAAUCUACAUUGACAUAUGUAAAUUAUUAUUAAAACACGCACACACCCGAUCAUCAUGGAUUUCUGUUUAGUCGCCCUAAUUUUAGUGGCGGUGUUAAGCAUCGCGUCCAGUUCCCCAGUGAAUUAUUCAGACGAAUUGGGCGUAAAUCUCGAACCUACGGAAACAUACGAGUACGAGGAUUCGGAUGAAAGCAUACCAGAAAACUCUGCACAAACAUAUCUUAGUCCAACGGCCUUUGAAAAUUUGAAACGAAAAUGUCCAGAACUUAAAAAUGUUGAGAAUACGGGGUUCAUCGAUCUGAGAUAUCACGAGCCAGAAAAAACCUGCUUUCGCAUAGGUACUCAGGGCCCUUGCAAUUCUGGAAUGACCUUUUUCCUCCGAUCCAUAGGGAGCAUUUACGGGGAUUGCGACUGCACUCCGAGAUCCUUGUCAGGACACAGGCUAAAUAUUUAUGACGAAAAGACUGACAAGUGUUACCCGAUAUUUUCGCAGGGAGCAUGUUCUCCCGGUUUCUAUCACACCCUUACGUCGGAUGGAAGGCCAACGUGUUCUGAAAAUCCGUGCUCUUCCCACGGACCGGAAUUUGUACAAAUUAAUGGAACAUGUGCCGAGAUUGGGAAACCAAGUGAAGUAUGUGAAGUUGGGUUCGUUUUCUUCAGAGAGGAAAAAAUAACACCGGGUUGCGUUUACGGAACUGCAUAUGCUCUUCCUGCCGUGGUUAACACGUUGUCUUGUGCGCCUGGAAGCGUGCAAUCUAUCAGUGGACGUUGUGUCAGGGCUGAAACACGCAAAGGAAAAUCAAUUGGAUGAACAAAAAAUAUAAGUAUACAUAUUUUAAUUGAGAUCACGUUUAGACAUUUAUUAUGAUAUUUUGACUAAUUAAAAAUUCUUCAACCGAUUUGUUAAUUGAUACAUAAUUUGAAUUGUACAUUUAUGAAUUCUUAAUGAGUAAAUGUGUUUAUGUGUAUGUAUGUGCAUAAAUGCAUGAAUAUUUUUGUG
Folsomia candida is the source of this 1013-nucleotide messenger RNA. RefSeq lists its product as uncharacterized. The record is from RefSeq and is a predicted model, not a curated record. NCBI's taxonomy places the organism in Eukaryota, Metazoa, Arthropoda, Collembola, Entomobryomorpha, Isotomidae. The transcript has 3 exons. Bases 69 to 824 code for a protein of 251 amino acids.